AUGUGGCUGUGGCAGCGUGGGCAUAAAGAGCAGUGAGCCGGACGCCUCCUCUCACUGUCACCAUCAUCCUCUUGGAUAUCGGAGAGGGAGAAGCUGGAGUCGUGCUGAGGAAUCUUGUGAACUCUGAGGAAGCUCUCCUCCACUCUUCGCUGAUUAUCCUCUUCUUCUCCCUUUUAUAUUAACCACAAUGGCGACACAUGCGGUGCCUGAGGGCUGCGACGCUCUGGCCACAAUCUGCUCAGGCGCCGACCUUGAAGGCUGCUUGGUUCCUCCAAGUGACUUCAACGCAGUCCUGGGCCUGGUGCUGAGCACGGUGCUCACCAUCAUGCUUGCUAUGAUCAUGUUCUCCAUGGGUUGCACUGUGGAGGCCACGAAGCUGUGGGGCCACAUCAAGAGACCGUGGGGCAUCUUCAUCGGCUUCCUCUGCCAGUUCGGCAUCAUGCCUUUCACAGCCUUCGCCUUGUCGCUGGCCUUCAACGUGCUGCCUGUGCAGGCUAUCGUGAUCGUCAUUAUGGGCUGCUGUCCUGGAGGCACCGGCUCCAACAUCAUCUGCUACUGGCUGGAUGGAGACAUGGACCUGAGUAUCAGUAUGACGGCCUGUUCGUCGAUCAUGGCCUUGGGGAUGAUGCCUCUCUGCCUGCUCAUUUACACCUCCAUCUGGACCUCCAGCGGCAGCAUCCAGAUCCCAUACGACAGCAUUGGUAUCACCCUCGUGUCCCUUCUUGUCCCGAUCGCUCUGGGGAUUUAUGUUAAAAAGAGGUGGCCCCACUUUGCAAAGAAGAUUCUCAGGAUCGGGUCCAUUGCAGGCUUCGCUCUCAUUGUCAUCAUAGCCGUGGUCGGUGGAGUUCUCUACCAGUCCUCCUGGACCAUCGCUCCCUCCCUUUGGAUUAUCGGAACCAUCUACCCCUUCAUUGGUUUCGGCCUGGGCUUCGUCCUGGCUCGCAUUGCAGGUCAACCCUGGUACAGAUGUCGAACCAUCGCCUUGGAGACGGGUUUCCAGAACUCCCAGCUGUGCAGCACCAUCGUCCAGCUGUCCUUCAGCCCCGCCGAGCUGGAGAUCAUGUUCGCGUUCCCUCUCAUCUACAGCAUCUUCCAGCUGGUGGUGGCAGUCAUAUUUGUGGGAAGCUACCAGGUAUAUAAAAAGCAUCUGCGCUGCGGUUCACCUGAAGAAGACAGUGAGGCUGAAGUCGGCGGCGGUGAGAAGAAGGACCGUGCUGUGGAGAACAACGCCUUCGAGUGUGACGAGCAUGGCAACAGUGAAGAGAAGGAUAAGGACAUGAGCAAGAACACCCAGCUGUGAGAUCACACACCUGCAAAUCACAGACUCUGGACUAUCAGUACGAACACGAGGGCCUGACUCAACUGUGAACACACACUGCACUCUGCAGGCCGUCUCCUCUAGUACGGCCAGAAAUGAACAUCAGCUGUGGGGGUGCGGUGACUCAAGACACUGAAUUCUGUUAUGUUGAAUUGUUUUGUCUCAGUAGUUUAACAUUAGGCCUUCCUUUCCUUAAUUUAUUCAUAUAAUUAUUUAAAACAACUUUACUGUUGUGUUCCCUGAUCAACGCAUUUCCACUUAACAUGUCUACACAAUUCAAAGUGAAUUUUUUUCAGCUAUUUAUGUGGAUUAAACUGGUCCGCACACAUUUUUGUUAACACGCACUGAAUGGUGCAAAAAAACUGAAUACAACUGCAGAUGUUUAUAAUUUAUCUGAGAGGACGCCGAGCUGCGUCACAUGAGGAGAAUUAUGUGUGCACAUCUGACAGCCUGCUGUCGAUCCUGACAGACUCACACUGAUGUGAGAAACUAAUAGGUUAUGUAUUUUGUAUCCUCGGUCUCUUUUCUGAUGUAGCAGAUGAAAUCUGUUGUACACACCAGCUUUGGCACGACUUCUGUUGUGUGUUCUCCUCUUUCAGUUCUUCUAUACCUCAUUUAUGUUAGUGGAUGAAAAGAUGUAGGAGUUGUUUUUAAAGAAUAGAGCUUAUCACAUUUUCAGAGUCAUUAAAUGCUCCUUUUUUUUCCAGUUUGUAAUAUUUCAUAAGCUACAUUUUGUCAUAUCUAUCGAGCUGCAGAAGCUGGUAUAGCAUGAUUACAGUAUAUUUAUGAUACAUAUUCCAACUUUAAAGCUGAGACAGACGGCUUUUCAUGUGUCUGAGCGGUUUUACAAUAUCGCAGAGACAACAAUAGCAACAUGGCUACUGUCCAGCGAUAAAAAAAAAACAACUAAAAAUCCUGACAGCCUGCGCUCAGUGCUAUCAAAAAGAGUCAAACACCUGGUUUUAUUAAUAAGUGGGCAAGUUCUGUUGCACACUGAACUCGUAGAAUGAAUGCUGGUUUCACGUCGUGGUGGUAGGAGGAAACGCGUAUUAGGGACAUCUUCACCUUCUUUGCCUCCUCCUUUUGCAGCGCAGUCAUUCCAGUUGUUCCGCCAUUACCUGGGGAUAGUGACCGGGGAAAACAAUGAAACUUAUUGUUUUAGUGGUGCAGUGGCAGCCAUGAUUCCUUUGUUCUUCAGUUUGCCUUUCAGGAAAUAUCCGGCCUGGUCGCAGGCCAAAUGUCAGGAAAACAAGACGUAUACAGAGAAGGUAUCAUUUCCCUGCAGCCAUAACACUGUGCAAGAAUCCAAAAUCAUAACUUAGAGCAUAUAAAAGUUGACUACUGCAAGUUUAAUUUAUUAGUAUGUGUUGUUGAACGCAGAAUUCAAGCAGGUUUUAGAACAGCUGAUAAUCUGUUAAUCUGCUCCGUCUGUUGAAAGCUCAAUUUUCCUGGAUGUGAAGAACAAAAUAUUUUACAAAACCUCUGCGCUGUCCUCUUCACUACUGUUUGACAAUGGUGCCUUCUGUAAUAAUGUAUUUUUCUCUGAACAUUUGUGACUAUUUAGUUGUAAUAAUUCAUUUUUUUGAUAUGAGUACUAGUAUUCACCUCAAUAAACAUAUUAAUAUUUGUA
Messenger RNA from Acanthopagrus latus (yellowfin seabream), 2948 nucleotides. RefSeq names its product solute carrier family 10 member 2 (gene slc10a2). Gene Ontology annotation, biological process: bile acid and bile salt transport. Bases 188 to 1300 code for a protein of 370 amino acids. The record is from RefSeq and is a predicted model, not a curated record. Gene Ontology annotation, molecular function: bile acid:sodium symporter activity. Lineage: Eukaryota; Metazoa; Chordata; Actinopteri; Spariformes; Sparidae. The transcript is spliced from 6 exons. Gene Ontology annotation, cellular component: apical plasma membrane.